Messenger RNA from Cynoglossus semilaevis (tongue sole), 3236 nucleotides. RefSeq names its product Fas-activated serine/threonine kinase (gene fastk). NCBI's taxonomy places the organism in Eukaryota, Metazoa, Chordata, Actinopteri, Pleuronectiformes, Cynoglossidae. Gene Ontology annotation, cellular component: ribonucleoprotein granule; mitochondrial matrix. Gene Ontology annotation, biological process: mitochondrial RNA processing; regulation of mitochondrial mRNA stability. The record is from RefSeq and is a predicted model, not a curated record. Gene Ontology annotation, molecular function: RNA binding.
GCAGCUCCACUCUGUUCCUACAGGGGGUGCUAAACCUGUAAUCAAGGCCAGCACCGUUUGAAGUUUUCGACUGUCACAAAACUUCCGCUCCUGCUCCUGGUGCAUGCCGGGUAGCCGCUGAUGGUAGCAGUGGUCUGUGUGGAGGAAUGAAGCGGCUCGUCCGCCUGCUGCCCGGUACCGCAGCGCCCUUCACGCCCUCGGCUCCUCCUUGACGUCUACACCAGCGAAGCAGUGGAUUAUUCACAGAAAUGAGGAGAGUUGUGAUUCCGCCCGCAGGCCUGAAUCUCGGACAAUGUUCUGUUUGUCCACUUGGCGGAGCCUUUUGAGCGGAGGACUCCGCCUCCACCCGUCAGCUUGCUCUGCCCUCAUGUAUGCCACUCGCCUUUACAGUAGCCCUGCUGCGGGGGCAGGUGGGGGCAGUGCACGGGGGGCAGUCAAACAGGGACGACGCUCAUUGACAAUGAUGGAGGCUCCCUCCCUCACCCCCCUCACUCACCCUCAACACUCGGCUCCACCCACGUCUGCCUACCAUCUGUACCAGGGCCGUCCGUUUGACGCUCAACGCGGGGCCCAUUUCCACUACCACGGCCCCCUGGCCCCGCCCCAUUUACCCCCCCACUACCAGCACCAAGUCCACUUUCACUCUUAUGGGGGGGGGGCUGCUGCCGGAGUGUCGGUGGCCACGGCCGGUAAGAAGAAGGCGUGGAACUUCAUCCAUGAGAAGAUGAGCUACGACACCUUCUUCACCAUGAAGCGCCUGAUCGAGCGCUCGAGGAAACCUGACGAGGUUCUGCGUUGGGUCACUCAGAACCCGGCAAAGAUCUCCUACAACCACUACCCCGUGGCCCUGCAGAAGAUCGGUCAGCUGCUGCAGGCCUCGCCCUCCCUACGCCCCGAAAGAGAGGAGGCGGAGGCAGGAGGCAAAGUCAAGGUCGGCGUCGAACAAAACGUCCUGGAGCAUCAGGACUUUCAGACGCUCUGUGACGCCAUCAUCAACAACUGCUCCAAGUUGGACAACUUCAGCAUCGUCAACUGCCUGUACGCCGUGGCCUCACUGGGUCUCUCCAGUGACUCCCAGCUGGUCCAGGUUUUAGAGGCAGAGUGUCAGUCCAGAUUGAACCAGUUUAACCAGAAGGACGUGUCCAUGGUCUUCAGCUCCAGCAUGAAGCUCCACCCUGGGGUCCAGCACCCUCUGACCGAGGCCUGCCUCGCCUGUUUGGAGAAGAACCUGGAGAGAGAGCGCCACCCUCAGACACUCUUCAUGCUGCUGUCCUACUACAGACUCAAGUGGCACUCGCUGCAACACCAGGAAUCCGCCACAGGGGGCAGCGGCACACCUCUGAAUCCAGAACAACUCCUGGCUAACAGGAAAAUCCUGCGGCUGGUCAAACACACAUUAGCCAGCAUCAGCGGUGUCAGAGACCAGGAGAUGGCGCUGUUGGACGAGAUGCUGGCCACCUGCGCUCGAGAGGCCAGUAAUAAGAGCCUGGAACUGAUUUUCAGCUCUCACCUGUUCUACCAGAACCGACAGGAAAAGUUUAUUGGCAGCCUUGCAGAGGAGCUUCCAAAGAAGUCCGACGGCAUCUCUCCGUACACCAUGGCACUCAUCGCUAAAUACAUCGCCCGCCACCGUCUGAGGGAAACGCAGUUGCUGGACACUAUCGCCGAUUUCCUGGUGAAGAAGGCGGAGUUUCUGGACAGCAAGGUGAUCCAGAAGCUGUUCAGCGGGAUGAGCUACCGUCCGUCCAACGAGCAGCAGUUCUUCUCACGGUUGGAGGAGGUUCUGGAGCUGAAGGCUCUCAGCUCCCCCCUGGCCACGGUCAACAUCCUGAUGUCCCUGUUUCAGCUGGGUCACUUUCCGGGCCCGGUUCUGCACCGUGUCUUCUCCUCCACCUUCAUCAGCAACGUCACCAACGGUCCGUACGCCCUGAUUGUCCGACGGUACCUGUCCCUGUUGGACGCUGCGGUUGGACUGGAGAACCAGAACUACACCGGACCGCGGCUGCAGAACAACCACAAGGUGCUGAUGUUUGACCACGCCCUCACGGCCGAUGAGGUCAACCGCAAGUACAGUUACAAAGGUCUGGUGGCUGAAGCGCUGCGUCAGCUGGUGGGGGAGGAGAACUACAAACAGGACCAGGUUCUGGCUCCAGGAUAUUACACAGACUUCCUGCUCUGGCUGGACACUUCUAAUCGGGUUCUUCCCAUCAGGCCCAGUUCCGGGGACGUCGUUCCUUCUCCGGCACCGGCCGACGGAACCGUGGCUGCGUUGACCUCAGAGUUCCGGCACUUCUCCCCGUUUGCAGAGGAUGAACCCAGACGGCCCUGUCCUGUCGCUGAGACCGUGGGGGGGGCCAUAGAACCCCUCCCCUUUUUGCCUCAUCACAUUUGUAGCUCAACAGUACCGUCUGGAUCGUCUCGGCCCGGUGCCAACGGCGCUCACCUGGAUUACGGUCAGUACUACAUCCCGGCCACGCAGUUCUACCCGGGUUUGGCCAAAGAGCACUCGCUGGAGAGUCAAGACAGCUCCACCCUCAGCAGCCCCCCCUCUGAAGGCCUUGCCCCACCGCCAUCUUCGGGAACCGGGCCCGCCGCGGCACCAGACUCUCUGUUCCAGUUUUCCAUCGGGAAAAUCUUGGGGGACGAAGGACAUUCAGGGGCACAAGAGGUGGGGGGCUCGGACUGCGCUCUCGCAGGAUUUUACGAAACAGUGGCUUGUCCUGAAGGGUCGAGCGUUGACAGAGGUACCGAGUCACCGAAGGCCCAACCCCCGGAACCGCCAGAGCCUGAUCCGGUGCCAUUGGACCAAAGAGCAGUCAGGAAGGUCGUUGUGUCCGUCAACGACAAGUGGCACUACUGCCACAACUCAGACGUACUGGUCGGGUCCCGAGCAAUGAGAGAUCGACACCUGAGGCUGCUGGGAUACAUCGUCCUCCAGCUUCCAUAUCAGGACCUGGAGAAACUUAACGGCAUCGAGGAAGUCAAGUCCUAUCUGCAGGAAAAGCUCAUGGAGGUGACCAUGCUGCGGUGACACCAGGCGUCCAGCAGGGGGCCAGGUCAAGACUGAUGGUUUAUUUUGUUUGGUCAGGGUGGGUGUGGGAUUACUGUGCAUGUGUUGACUGUGGUAGAGGAUGCUGGGAAGUGUGAUGUUACUCUGGUGAUAGUUGCCAAAGGCCAGGGGUCAAAAGUCAAAUUAUUUAUUUGUGUUUGGAAAAAAAUCUGUUUAUUAAACGAAU